Messenger RNA from Fundulus heteroclitus (mummichog), 2595 nucleotides. RefSeq names its product E3 ubiquitin-protein ligase TRIM58. NCBI's taxonomy places the organism in Eukaryota, Metazoa, Chordata, Actinopteri, Cyprinodontiformes, Fundulidae. Gene Ontology annotation, molecular function: protein binding; zinc ion binding. The record is from RefSeq and is a predicted model, not a curated record. The transcript has 7 exons. The coding region runs from base 148 to 2139 and encodes 663 amino acids.
UCAGGACUGAGUUGUGGGUUAGUACUGGGGGAGCUGGAGGUGCCAGUGGUCAAAGCCGGUCUCAGAUAUCAGCACAGAGCGAAGUCUUAGGCAGCUGUUCUUUGCAGGUCAGAUGUCCCGUUCAAAGGCUGGUUGCUUUCGCUGAAAAUGACCCUGCCUCUCCGCCGUGCAGGCAUGGCCACCACUGGGAACCUGUCUGAAGAGCAGGUGCACUGCUCCAUCUGCCUGGACGUCUUCACCAACCCCGUGUCCAUCCCCUGCGGGCACAACUUCUGCCAGGGCUGCAUCCUGGGAUACUGGAAAACGAGCCCUCUCUACCAGUGUCCCAUGUGCAAGAAGACCUUCCACAAAAGGCCCGACAUCAGCGUGAACACCGUCCUGAGGGAAAUUGCAGAGCAGUUCAAGCAGAUAAGAGUUAAGAGUGUGGAAGGGAAAGGAAGUGGGGAAGAGGGGGUUGGAAAGACAAAGAAGUGGACCCUGGAGAAAAAGAGGAAGGAGGACGAGGAGAGGCUUUUGGAGAAAGAUCAAAUGCAGCAUCUUAUGGAGGAGCUGAAACAAAAGCAAGAGGAGAAGAAAAACAAGCAGGAGGUGAAGGAGAGUCAAAUGGAGGAGCUGCCCCCAUUAAUCCCUCCAGUGUUGGCAUCUAAAAGCUCUCCUCCAUCGUCGCCUCAAGAUUCAGCUCCAGCUCUGCCGCUCAAAACGCCACCUACACCUUCAUGUGAAAUCCCUUCCGCUUCACUUCCUCAAACCUCCCCAACGUCUCAGACCCCUCCUCUCCCAUCUUCCACCUGGGAGGAUGUCCUGUGUGAUGUUUGCUUGGGCGAGGGCCGCCCCAAAGCCAUCAAAUCUUGCCUCGUGUGUCUGACCUCUUACUGCGAUGAGCACCUCAAAUCUCACGCUGCCAGGUUCACCAAGCACAAGCUGAUAGAGCCCGUGGCCAACAUGGAGGACAGGAUGUGUCCCAAGCAUGAGAGGCUGCUCGAGCUCUUUUGCAAGAAAGACCAGACGUGCGUGUGUGUCCUCUGCACCGAGACCGACCACAGGGCUCAUUACACCGUCCCUGUGGAGAGAGAGUGGACCGAGAAGAAGGCGCUGCUGAAAAAGACAGAGAUAGAUGUCCAGCAGAUGAUCCAGGAAAGAGUGAAGAAGGUGGAGGAGAUCAAACACUCUGUGGAGCUCAACAAAGUCAGUGCUCAGAGAGAGAUCGAGGAGAGCAUCCAGGUCUUUUCAGAGCUGGUGCGCUCCAUCCAGAAGGCUCAGGCUGAGCUGGUUUUAGUCAUCGAGGAGAAGCAGAGGCAGACGGAGAGGUGGGCCGAGGGCCUCACCGCCGAACUGGAGCAGGAAAUCUCGGAGCUCAAGACGAGGCACGCAGACUUGGAAAACGUGGCUAGGACAGACCAUAUUCACUUCCUGAAGAGCUUUCCAGCUUUAAGCGCUACUCCACCUGUUAAGGACUGGUCUGAGACCAGUGUUCCCACCGACGCAUGCGUUGGCAUGAUCAGGAGAUCAGUGUCUAAACUGGAGGCUACGUUAGGUGAAAUGAUUGACAAGCUGUACAAAAGCGAGAUUAAGAAAAUUCCGAAAUAUUCAGUGGACGUCAUCCUGGACCCUGACACGGCCAAUCCAUGGCUGCAGCUCUCGCAGGACAGACACCAGGUGAGGCAUCUGGGAGCCUGGCAGGAACUCCCGGACAACCCUGACCGCUUCGACACCGUGGUCAUAGUACUGGGCCGAGAUGGCUUCACUUCUGGACGACACUUCUGGGAGGUCCAGGUGGGGGAAAAGGAUGACUGGUACUUAGGUGUGGCCAAGUCUUCCGUCAAAAGGAAGGGUAGGAUCUCUGUCAGCACAUCCCAGGGUUAUUGGGCUCUGGCCAUGAAGAAAGGCCAGGGCUAUCGGGUGUCAACAGCUCCGCCACUGCCGCUCUCUCUCGACCCAAAGCCAAAAAGAAUUGGUGUGUACCUGGACUAUGAGGAAGGACACGUCUCUUUUUAUGACAUGAAAGCUCAGACCCACAUUUACACGUUUGAAGACACUUUCACCGAGAAGAUUCUGCCAUUUUUCUACCUGUACUGCUGCGACAAAGCCUCCGACACAAUGGUGAUCUGUCCGGUGCAGGAGAAAAACCUCAUCAAGUAAAACAGCACACUUUCAUCAUGAAGAUGAGAACCCUGGAAGAGACUGGAAUUCAGACUCACUCGCCUAAUUCUAUUGAAUUGCAGUUUUAUGUACUAACGCUGAGUGUUCUGCAAAAGGUUGGACACAAGCAGUCUAUAGUUUGUUUUUCUAGUGGAACAAGAUCUCACCAUGUAAAAGCAGUCACUGUCAACAUGGGACUAUGUCUGGUGACAGACGGGUGAACCCUGGAUAUGACGCGAUGUGCCUUCAGCUUAACACCCUGUCCCUGUGUUUGAGACUGAAAGCAGUUCUUGAGUUGUUGUGUUGUGAUGACGGAGUUGAUUAAAAAGACUGCUUAUCAAGCCCGGUUAAAACACCAGGUUAGUCAAGCAUUCUGGAAGUCUGGCACUAUUAAUUUACUUUUGUUGGCAGAAUUAUUGGUACUCAGAAUGAAUAAAAACAACAUUGCCAUUGUAA